This is a messenger RNA of Carassius auratus (goldfish), 800 nucleotides long. RefSeq names its product stonustoxin subunit alpha-like. Bases 1 to 636 code for a protein of 211 amino acids. The transcript has 3 exons. The record is from RefSeq and is a predicted model, not a curated record. Gene Ontology annotation, molecular function: protein binding. NCBI's taxonomy places the organism in Eukaryota, Metazoa, Chordata, Actinopteri, Cypriniformes, Cyprinidae.
AUGAAACAACUCCACAGUACAAGAUAUUGUGUGUGUGUGUCUCAUUGUAGUUUGGACCAUGGAGAGCCUUUCAGGAUCCGACCAGGUCUACAGAAAUAUUUCUGUGAUCUCACACUGGAUCCAAACACAGCAAACACUCAACUCAUUCUGUCUGAGAACGGAGAGGUGAAAUAUGUGGAACAGCCGCAGCCGUAUCCUGAUCAUCCAGAGAGAUUUAAAGAUAUUCCUCAGGUUCUGUGUCGAGAGAGUCUGACUGGACGUCAUUACUGGGAGGUUGAGUGGACUGGCUGGGCUCGUAUAGCAGUAGCCUACAAAACAAUCAGCAGAGAAGGGACUGUUGGUAAGUUUGGAUACAAUAACAAGUCCUGGUGUCUCUUCUGCAUUAGUGAUGGAUUUUGUGUCUGGCACAACAAUCAGAACAAAAACAUUCCUGCUCCUUCACUCUUCUCUAAAAGAGUAGGAGUGUAUCUGGACUGGCCGGCCGGCAUUCUGUCCUUCUACAGUGUCUCAAACACACACACACUCACACACUUACACACAUUCAACAACACAUUCACUGAACCCCUCUAUGCUGGAUUUAAGGUUUUUGAUUCCUCACUGUCACUGUGUAAGAUUACACAACAGACAAACAACUGACUUUUACUUAUUUCCUAAUCAUGUUCACAUGUCUCUUUAUGAAAAUAUUUUUUGUAUGAGGUAUAUAAUUUAUAAAUUUAACUGAAAUAGUAAAUGCAUGUUGAAAAAUGUUGUUGAACACAUGUAAAAUUACUAUGUCCUGUAUAUUCAGUACCACUUUUUAU